CGUUUGUGUAUUGAUCACAGUAAGUCUUUUUUUUUUUUAUGAGCAGAGGGUUAUCUUCCAGUGAAGGUGUAAAUGUGUGUAUAUCCAUGUGCGCGUGAGCAUGCGUCUGUUGGUCGAUUAGAGAGUGGACACUGUGUGAUCAGGCAUGCAGGUCUCAUUGAUCAUUACCAACCUUCAGGCUCACACUCUGGACCCAUCAUGGAAACGGGAAAGUACUUUGUCACUCUGCAGCAGCUGACAGGUACUCUGGCUCUGGCUGUGUUCACAGCAGCUCUGGGGUCCCUGCAGUUUGGGUACAGUCUCGGAGUCAUCAACGCGCCGCAGAAGGUCAUUGAAAAGCAUUAUGCGAAGUCCUUGGGUGUGUGGUCAGAGAGAUCUGCUCUUUCGGAAAAUGGCACAGAAGACGAUGGUGCCUUGGAUGCAGGAAAACACCCCUCCGUGAUCAUGUAUUGGUCACUGUCAGUGGCAAUUUUCUCAAUUGGUGGCAUGUUUUCCUCCUUCCUGGUGGGAUUUGUGGGAGACCUGCGAGGGAGGGUGAAGGGCAUGUUAAUGGUCAAUGUUCUCGCCAUUGUGGCUGGACUUUUGAUGGGUCUUUGCAAGAUGUGGCUGCCACACAUUAUGGUCAUCUCGGGUCGAGCCGUCAUGGGCUUCUACUGCGGGCUGACAUCUGGAUUAGUUCCUAUGUACAUUGGAGAAAUCGCACCCAAAGCAUACAGGGGUGCUCUAGGAACCUUACACCAGUUGGCUAUUGUCGUCGGAAUCCUACUCAGCCAGGUAAUUGGCCUGGACUUUGUGCUCGGUAAUGAUGAAAUGUGGCCCUUGCUGCUUGGUCUCUCUGGAGCUCCUGCUGUGUUACAAUGCAUUCUGCUGCCUCUUUGCCCUGAGAGCCCUCGGUAUCUUUACAUCCUGCUUGGGAAAGAGCAAGAGGCGAGGAAAAGCCUGCUUCGUCUGAAGGGGGCAUAUGAUCCAACUCCUGAUCUAGAAGAAAUGAAAAGAGAGAAAGAUGAGGCAGACAGAGAGCCAAGGGUCUCUAUUCGAUCAUUGAUCUUCUCCUCUGUGUACAGACAGCAGCUAGUCGUUGCCCUCAUGAUGCACCUUUCCCAGCAGCUGUCUGGCAUUAAUGCAAUCUUUUAUUAUUCUACAGCCAUCUUUGAACGAGCUGGUGUCGCUCAGCCUAUCUAUGCCACCAUAGGAGUCGGGGUGAUCAACACGGUCUUCACUCUGGUGUCUGUUGCUCUGGUGGAUAAGACUGGCAGGCGCACCCUGACUUUGCUUGGUCUGGGAGGGAUGUGCUGCUGUGCUUUUGCCAUGACACUGGGCCUCAAACUCCAGGAUUCCUUCUCAUGGAUGAGCUACGUCAGCAUGUCAGCAAUUUUCCUGUUUGUCAGUUUCUUUGAGAUCGGUCCCGGUCCCAUUCCGUGGUUCAUAGUGGCUGAAAUAUUCAGCCAGGGGCCUCGGCCUGCAGCCAUCGCCAUCGCAGGCUGCUGUAACUGGACCAGCAACUUCAUCAUAGGCAUGACCUUUCCAUAUAUACAGAAAUGGUUGGAUUGUUACGUGUUCGUCCUUUUCGGUGUCUUGCUUCUCGGCUUUACGGUGUACAUUUACUUCCGGGUCCCCGAGACCAAGGGCAAAACCUUUGAGGAGAUCGCUGCUGUCUUCCAGAAGGGACGCAAGAUUCCAAAAGACAGUGUUGAACUGGAGCAGCUUAAAGCGUCAACGGAUGCUUAGGACAGCAGCUCCCUGUGGGUUUCCAUUGUAUUAUUCAUUAAAGACAAAAGUAAGCAUAUUUACAGAGAAAAAGAUUACAGUUUUGACCAUAAAUAUCCCUUCUCUGUGGAGAAAAGUUUACAUGAAUUCCAAAUAUAGACUUUUAUUGCAGUAUUGUGAUUGUUGACUGGAAAAACAUUUCUCCAAUUCACCUCAGUUAUUCUGACCUUAAAAGCAUUUUAUUUUUAUUUUUCAGUGAUGUUUAACUCUCCGACUCACUUUUGUCAAUUUGGUUGAGAAAACAGAUAUUUCCAGCCCAUAUGCUUUAAAAAACACUGAUCAUUUUGCUGUGGAAGAACUUUUUGUGUCGCUUUUUGUCAGAAAUUUCUUUUGUUUACUGUUACUUAAAUAAAGGGUUUUCCAUUAACAGUGCAGGAUGAUGUAUAUGUAUAAAUGUUUGACACAACAAGGCUGUCUUCACAGUUGUGUGCUAAAGAAAUAUGUUUCAAGCGUCCAUAUCAGCACUUUGUUAACGUGGAAUUUAUGUCUGAGAGUGAACACUUUGGAGCUAUGUUUGUCAGAUAUGUCACAAAGAAAUUUGAUAAAGAAACUUGGAACCCUUUUAUGGCACAGUUUGACAAGCGUUUAGUUGACUUUUAAUGGACAGAUUCAUAAUGAUUGACAAGGGAGUUACAGGCAUUCUGGAAACUCUGUGUGAGGCGAGGAUAUGUUUUUAGGGAGAAUAAGUUCCAGACACAUCUGAUGAUAAUUUUUAUGUGUGCCCAGAGCACAUGGAUAAAAGGGACGUUUUUCGCGAAGCCAGAGGAAUGUAAUCUGCUUCUGUAUGAAUCUAUCAAGCCCCAGGGACAAUCUUUCUUUUACACAGCUACCAAUGAAAACAAACUUCAAGUCAAAUCAACUAAACUGUGUCACCCCCUCUGUGCAAACACCGUUUGUUACCAUAUUUGUUUUAUUUCUCAUUUACAAGCACAAGAGAGAAUGUGGUGUAUCGCAGUAAAUCGUUUUUUGUGCUGUGAUGCAAUAUCUCAAACACUGGACUUUGUGGAGGAAAAUAAAUCCCUUCUAACAUUUCCAA
Menidia menidia (Atlantic silverside) is the source of this 2803-nucleotide messenger RNA. Lineage: Eukaryota; Metazoa; Chordata; Actinopteri; Atheriniformes; Atherinopsidae. The record is from the annotation of a GenBank genome assembly.